Messenger RNA from Mya arenaria, 2277 nucleotides. Its product is annotated as vesicle-trafficking protein SEC22b-like. NCBI's taxonomy places the organism in Eukaryota, Metazoa, Mollusca, Bivalvia, Myida, Myidae. The record is from RefSeq and is a predicted model, not a curated record. The coding region runs from base 99 to 752 and encodes 217 amino acids. The transcript is spliced from 5 exons. Gene Ontology annotation, biological process: retrograde vesicle-mediated transport, Golgi to endoplasmic reticulum; vesicle fusion with Golgi apparatus; endoplasmic reticulum to Golgi vesicle-mediated transport. Gene Ontology annotation, molecular function: SNAP receptor activity. Gene Ontology annotation, cellular component: Golgi membrane; endoplasmic reticulum membrane; ER to Golgi transport vesicle membrane.
CAUGAUAUGGAAGCGGCCACGUCAAAACAAUAGUAAAUUUGCUUAAAAUUGUUGGUUUUAGGUCAUUUAUUCAAUAUUAUUACAACAUUUGUAGAAAGAUGGUGAUAAUGACGAUGAUUGCUAGGGUGGCAGACGGCCUGCCGCUCGCAGCAUCAGUACAGGAAGACGAACAGGCUGGCCGCGGUAUGAUGGAGUAUCAGAAUCAGGCAAAGCAACUCUUCCGUAAGAUUUCUAGCGACCCCCAACCUCCUGCAAGGUGUAGUCUAGAGUCGGGUCCUUAUAUAUUUCACUAUUUCAUAGAGAGAGGAGUCUGCUACCUCGUGCUGUGUGAUAAAACCUUCUCCAAGAGACUGGCUUAUUCCUUCCUGGAGGAUUUACAGACAGAAUUUGCAUCCAACUUUGGGGCUAAAGUGGAAACAGUGUCCAGACCAUACAGUUUCAUUGAAUUUGAUACUUACAUACAAAAAGUCCGCAAGAAUUACAUGGAUUCUAGGGCUCGUAAAAACCUAACUUCAAUCAACACGGAGUUGCAAGAUGUUCAGAGAAUCAUGGUACAAAACAUAGAUGAUGUUUUACAAAGAGGGGACUCUCUUUCAGUAUUGGAUUCGAAGGCUAGUCAUCUGUCAUCGAUGUCAUCUAAGUAUAAAAAAGAUGCUAAAUAUUUGAACUUGCGAGCGUCUUACGCAAAAAUAGCUGCCAUUGUUGCUGUUGUAGUUGUGUUCCUACUGUUCAUUCGAUUCUGGAUUUUAUGAAGACGUUCUACACUGACAGAGUUCUAUUAUAUAUAAAUAUAUAUAUAGAGAGAUAAGGAUUAAAGUGUUAUGCUCAUGACUUGUUCCUUAAAUGAUAAAAGCUUGAAACAAUUAAUUAAAAAAAUGUCUUAAUUUCGAUAUAUUUAUCAUAAAUUGAUUUCUCAAAAGUUCAUGUAAAAACUUAAUAUUAUUGAUUUUGUGAGGAUUUUUUUCAAAGCAAUGGAGAGUUUUUUAGUGUUUCAGAUUUAAAGUUUUUUAUUGCUUUCUAAAUGAGGGCAUAUCAGGAUUUGUGGUAUGCUCAGUUUCAGUUUAUGUAUAAUUGAAGAAAAAACAUUAGUGUUGAAAAAUGUUUAACGAUUCAUGACAUUGUUCAAGAUGUGUGUUCUGACACAUGUUAUAUAUGCGAAGUGCUGUAGUUAUUCAUUUAAAGUGCUUUAUUCAUUAUAAAACUUGAUUUUUCAACAAACAUGAAUGAAAAAUAUUAGAAAAUUCCUUUCGAUUGUUACAUUAUAGCUGCUAUGAAAUAAGUGAUUGUUUAUGGUAAAUAUUGUUUAAAGCAUGUAAUUUUUAAUGCAUGGAAUAUACAUGAAUGUGCAUUCAAAUAGGCAGUGUUUAUUGAUAAAUGAUCAAUUAUUACUAUUAUUUAUAAAAUAAUGGGCCAAUUGUUCAGAACAUUGUUAAAGUUACCAACUUGUUAAACAAAUUGUUGUUAAAGUUUAAAAAUGAACUAGUUACUGUUGCGGUCCUAAAUUUAAAUAAACCAAGUACAUCUGAAGCAGCUGUCUCAUAUUUUGUUUGUAAUACUGCAAAUCACAAGUUCAUCCAUGUAAUUUCUAAGUUCUUAACCAGUAAAAUUAAAAACAAUCACGUUAAUAACGUAGUAAACUUUAACGUUUGUUAAGUUCUAAACAAUCGGCCCAAUAUUUUCAGAAUUGUAUUAUUCAUGUACCAACUAUUGCAAUAUCAUUCAAACUAAUCACAGUUUUUCAUGUCAAGUCUGGUAGAAUAUUUCGGUUCCAUAGUUCAGUAACAGUAAUAUGUGAAUAUUUUUGUUUCAUGGAUUUUAAUGUGUACACUCAUUAAAAUUCUUUUUUGCUUGUCUGAUUUUCGGAGAAGAAAACUCAAGGUAUUGUAAUAUUAUUGCUGUUGUUGUCGCUGGUGUCUGUGACGUGCCAAAUACUUGAACCUCUGUCAUACAUCAACAUCUGCUUAAAGACAUAUGGUACACCAGUCCUGGUGCUAUAGACUGUGCACACAUGUAUAGUAAGGCCCAUAACUCUGGCUUGAACAUUUGUCGAGUUAAGCCUCUAACAAACUUUGUUUCAUUGAUUUUGAACUGUGCUCUCAUUUAAUCAUUUUUGUUGUUGAUUCCUGUAUGGUAAAUCUUGGUAGGUAAAUAAAUGAGAAUGAAAGUAUAGAAAUGUUUGGCAUAUGAGUACAUGAUUUCAUAUUAAGAUUUGGAAAAGGUUUGUAACAAUCAGUGUAUGAUGUAAAUAUUAGAAUAUAAAUAAAAUAUGUCUCAUUC